CACCGAGACCCCUUUAAUCUUGGCGCCACCUUCAGGAACAUCGACAUGACAAGCAUGACGAGUCCUCAGCUGUGCCAAAGGAUCCAAACGCCGAGCCUCGGGGGCCCUCACUAAGGUGGAGCUUGAAACAAGGGUGGGAGACAAUGAACAUUGCUGUUGUUCUCCGUGUUCUUCAGCAGAGCUCGCAGUGGUGAAAAAAAAAAGCCCAGUUAAAGGUUUCCCAUCAUUCAAUUUUCAGGGACAGAUGAUUGUCAUCUAAUAAACGCACAGCCGGAACUUGCAUAUCUGAUUCAUACUUGCCUCAGAGAGGGCAAGUGGAAAAACCUCAACCACUGAAGGACAAACCGAAUCACAUCCAAGCAAGUUCCGAGGUUGACGAAGAUGUCAAAUCCUGAUUUAAACUGGCUCGAGAUCUUCUACAACCUCCUGAACGGUUGCAGUGCAAGUGCAUUUUGCAAUAACUCUCUGCUGUCCUUUCACAACUCAAACAAUGAAAGUGGAAGGGAAGGUCUGGAUGAUGGAAUGCCCUGGCUGAGAGUAUUCAUCUCUGUGGUGUACUUUAUUGUGGCUACAGCUGGAGUGCUGGGCAACUUGCUGGUCAUGUUCCUACUUUAUUCCACUCGCACCAUCACCACAGGCACCAUCAAUUUCUUUGUUUUUAACCUAGCCUUGGCUGACCUGCUGUUUUCGCUCGCUUUACCAUUUUGGGCUGUGGACAUUGCGCUGGACUACAGUUGGCCGUUUGGCUUAGCCACAUGCAAGGCUGUGUCCUUACUAACCGGUCUGAACGUCUUUGCCAGUUGCUUUUUCCUGACAGCUAUGAGUCUGACCCGCUACUGCUACGUGGCAACAGCUCUCAAGCCAGGAUCGACCCUGUGCAACAGAUCUUGCACUUUCCCAGUGACCACAGCCAUCAUCUGGGUUGGGGCUCUGGUCGUUGCUCUGCCCCGGGCCGUGUUCGCGGAACUCGGCCACGUAGGCAUUGGAAAUGACGCCGCGUGUCUGCUCCGCUUCCCGGAUGGCACGGCCUGGCUUGGAAUCAACCAACUCCUGCGAGUGGUUCUGGGAUUUCUGCUGCCCUACACCAUCAUCAUCCUCUCCUACUUGCUCCUGCUGCGAUUCCUCUGCAGGCAUAAAUUAAAGGGCGGCAGCAACACCCGGCGAAAAGCCGGCAUCUCAAAGUCCGUGGCCGUUGUGGUGUUGUCCUUCUGCGCCUGCUGGUUUCCCAUCAACGUCCUCACUUUCUGGACCGUCCUCAUACAGCUUGACGUCAUUGAGAUCAGCAACUCGUUCUACUCUGCUCAGACGUACUUCUUCCCUCUCGCCAACUGCUUGGCUUUCGCCAGCAGCUGCUUCAACCCUGUCAUCUACUGCCUGGUCAGGAAGGAGUACCGCACGGCUUUGCGUAAUGUUUUCUUCAAGCUAAGUCUGACCAUCAUGUCAAAGAUGCCCUAUGCGCUAAACUCCGAGGAUGCUUUGGGACAGGGCGGUCAGCUUGGAAUACCUCUCAGCAAUGUCUACAGCCAGACGUGCCAAACUGACUCAAGGGGCUACGCACCGCUGACACCACUUCCGGCUGGAACAUCCCCUCUGUAGAGCCUCAACGCAGUGAUCAUUCAGUCUUGAUAUAAAAAACAUCUGUAUCAAACAGUUGAUGCACAGAGGAUUUGCAUGUUUUGGUGUUCGGCUGGGACAUUAGGAGCAGAUAGUAUCUUACCUGCCUGAGACAGGGCUGUAUAGUUCUGGAAAUCAAGGAAUUGCGUUUAAUUUUUUUGAACUGUCAAAAUUGUAUUAGCAUUCCAAAAUGUAAAUUGUCCUCACUCAAGGGUUGAAGUGGCGCAAGCUAUAAGUACAAGAUCAGACUUUUAACCUGUGAGGUGAAUUGGAUGCUGCAUUAGUUCUCUCUAGAUAUUCAAACCAACAACUACUCAGAGCGGCGCCAGUUCCAACACGAUCUUUAAUAUACAUAACUCAUCAAUCCUGUUUAAAGAAGCAUCCAAAGCAAAACUAUUUGAAACAGAAGUUGUUUUAGGAUCUACUCUACGCAUACGUCUGCUCUGAUGGUUCAAAGCACUUUUUUUGAACUAUGACUGUUCAGCUACCUACAGCAGGUAAGUUACUGACUGCUGACGAUACAAAGCCUCGGUUAAAAUAAUUAAAAUGGUCCCUUUAACACUUCUGACAGCAUGCUGUACCACCUUGUAACUUUUCCCACUAAUGAUCAUUACUGUCAAUAUCAGAAGGUUUCUCUUAAAACAGCUACCAAGCUUUUGUGGUUCUGCACAAAAUGUCAUGUGUUUCGACAUUUUUCAAAGUUGCAUUUGCUAAUAUAUUACGUGAGGAGAUUGUGCCACUCCACUUCCAGACUUUUCUUUUUUUGUUCCUCAUAAGUUGGAUGGAAAAGAGAAAACAACAUUUCACAGUUAUUCUUAAUAAGCUUUGUGGAAAGCUUUACUGUCACCUCUGUUAUUCUACCUCUGGCUAAAUCAUGGUUGUCCUCAUUUGAUUUCAAUGUAAUGUGUGAAAAUGUUUUAGUCAUGUUGUUGCAU
Molecule: messenger RNA, 2549 nt
Organism: Fundulus heteroclitus (mummichog)
Lineage: Eukaryota; Metazoa; Chordata; Actinopteri; Cyprinodontiformes; Fundulidae
Product: relaxin-3 receptor 1
Exons: 4
Coding region: 382-1596 (404 amino acids)
Biological process (GO): G protein-coupled receptor signaling pathway; immune response
Cellular component (GO): membrane
Molecular function (GO): G protein-coupled receptor activity
Source: RefSeq, a predicted model, not a curated record